Guyanagaster necrorhizus is the source of this 2074-nucleotide messenger RNA. RefSeq lists its product as uncharacterized. The transcript is spliced from 9 exons. The coding region runs from base 39 to 1901 and encodes 620 amino acids. NCBI's taxonomy places the organism in Eukaryota, Fungi, Basidiomycota, Agaricomycetes, Agaricales, Physalacriaceae. The record is from RefSeq and is a predicted model, not a curated record.
UUCCUUUUCCUUACUUCCAUAUUCUUCCUUUUUGCUACAUGUUCUCUUGGCAGUGCUCCCGGAUUCCUCUAUCUUGGUCUCGUACGCAAUCACUAGGCUCUAUCAAAGAAGAGUCUGAAAGCCUUGAGGACGAACUACCUUCCGAAUCAGAUGAAGACGACGGUGCGACAGAAUCCGAUGGCAACGACUUUUCUGCACCAGUGCAGCGUUCCUCAUUACAGACGACGUCAGAGUCCGACGACUUCUCUGAUGCCCUCCAGCACCUCCUCUUGGAAAUGGAGGAAAAGAGACGCUCCGGAUUUUGUACUUCCAUGAUUCGACAGCCGUCUACUGAACACUCAUUUUUACGCUUAUUUCCUCAAAAUCUUCUGCCUACCGCUACACCCAGCAUGGAUCGCAAUUAUUCUUUCUCAACCGUGAGCCCUGCUUCGGAUUUCUAUUUCUCGCCAGGAUCAGAAGGCAAUACAAAACGUCCACGAGAAGACGCUCUUGAAGACAUUCGUAGUCCCAAAAGGAUUCAAAGAUGUAGCAGCCGACACUCUACCAUUACCGAUGAAACGACUCCUACGUUUCGAGGCUGGAAGCGCUCUCGUUCUGAACGAAAGGAUUAUGAUAUGCCUUCUCCGAGGAAGAAGGCCCGACCAACUCACUGCUCAUAUUCAGUUUCCCAGCCAGCAAGCCUACGUCGCGCGCAAUCACUCCGAGCCGACACUUUGUUGUCUUCUUCCUCAUCCGGCAGCUCUGGGUCGACCUCAAGAACAUAUACGCCCACCAUCACACCGACUGGCACUUUUCGUAUUCCCCACCUCGGGAACUCACCCCCUGAUUCCGAUUGGAUACCGACAGCACCAUCAUCGCCGGAACCUGUGCCUGUUCAGAGGAACACCUAUGCGCAUCUACCACCGGAGCUUUUUCUCCCUUCAAGGUUCGGUGUUACACGUUCCUCGCCGAGGGAUCCCGUCCCCAUUAUCGCACCUCCGUCAGAUCACACAGCGAUGCUGGCUUUGUCAUCCGAAGCCCAGGCUAAACGUCGGUUACAACUGUACGUCUCGCGGGAGCAUCAGCGUCAUCAGAUAUGGGAACUAGGAUGCCGCAACCAAACCUCUACAUUUGACGAUUGGGAGAAUGCCAUCGGCAUAGGCCAGAAGUUGCGGCGGAAAGUUGUAGGAUGGAUUCUUGAGGCCACCUUGCGACGCCAUGAAGGCGAAGAUCUACAUGACCAAAUCACGGCCCUCUCUACCUCAAGAGAGACUCGGUUCCAUGCGGCAUAUCUCUUCCUUCUCUUUUUCUUCUGUUCCGGUGGGACAGAGGGAGUGGAAUGUGAUGGCUUCGAGGAUACGGUGUGGGAUAUGGCCGUCGGUGCCGUUGCCGUUAGCGUCAAGUAUCAUCGGGACUUUCUCCCACCCCUCUUCCCUGUAUAUACUUCCAGCUUGCAGGCCCUUGCACCGCACGAGAUAGGAUUUGGUGACUUGGAGGGUGCUCAAGCUGACCUUCUAUCUGCCGUCGGCUACGUUCUUGGCGGGACGCCGGUAGGUGUCCUCGAUGAGUUGUUAGAUGCGCUGCCCUCGCUACGUGAAUUGUUUCCGGACGAAGGGGAAUGGAGCCGGGUGUUGAGAGAGACCUGGAGGUCUUUGAUGAUUUGUAUACUAGAGCCUGACAUCCUCAACUUCCCGAUAUCCCUUCUCUCAGCGGCAGCGGUAAGUGAGGCCGUUUUGGAUGUUUUGUUGCACCGGAAGGUCAGCAGUCGUGACAAGUAUAAGGAUGAGUUGCGAGAGGAGACUGAAGAGGAAGCGGAGGGCAUACUGUUAGAUGUCCAGAAUGUCCUGGGUAUCGGAGAGAGGGAGAUGCAUGAAUGCCGGGAAUGGAUUGUAGGGGUGAAAAGGGAUUGGUGUGAGCUGUAAGGAAUUGCUAUCGCUUCCUUCCUUGCUUAGUCAGGGACAUUUUCAUAUUUUUCACGACUUUCAGAUGGAUUGUAUUAUUUUGGGAUGUUCGAGGCUUAUCAUUGAUGUAUGGAAACGGUUGCUAUAGAUUAAUGUUGUACUUUCAUGUAAACGUACUCGUAUGCAAAUGCUAU